GGCAUGGGGGAGUUGGUGUGUUUCAAGGCAGGGUCAGACUGUUGGCGAUUGUAGCGGCGAUUAUGUAAUCUUAUCCUUGAUUCUGGCUGUGGGUACUUUUAGGCUGUCGGCUUCUGUUUCCCGACAGGAUCGGUUCCUAUGCAUACGUCCUUGGAGGUUCUCCUGUACAAUGGAGUUGAAUGCAAUUUUCCAUUUGAUGUUCUGACCUAUAACAGUGAGAACAUGGGCUAGGAGUCAUUCAUUCGUUCACUCAGAACACAUGUGUUGAAGUACUGGCCGUCGACGACGCCCCAGGAGCUAGACUUAGGACAUCGGAUACCGGAGUCCCUUGAUAGGUGUUCACCUUGUGAAAGCAAGCACCCAAGUGAGCCAGAACUACGUCCUGUGCAAACCGCAGCACAGUAUGGUAAUUUCCACUGUCUCACCGGGUCGACUGUGGAGAGCCAGUCACCCAAGAUAACGUGGGAGCAUCUUGCAUAACGCCGAUUAUUACACAGAUGUGAGGUGUCUCGCGGCGAGACUGAUUCAUUGUCAACCGGGCCGUUUUGUGCAGACGGGGAGCGUUCUAGAGACAAAGUCCAGGACGCCUCUACAAAUAUUUUGCCAGUAACUGACGUGCUACCGCCGUGGCUUCAUUGUGCCCUCAAGCAGGAUGGCGCCUGGAGGUUGGCGCAUGCUUCUUGACGCGCAGUCGCCGCGCGCCGCGGCCCGGGGGCGCGCACGUCACCGGGCGCCGUUGGCUGACUUCCGGUGGCGCGGAUGCCGGAUUCCGCGGGAUGAGGAGGGAACAAAAGUGGAGCUUUUACAAUGUUGCCCUGUAAGAAGAGAAGAAGUACGGUGCCAGAGUCCCCACAGCAUAAGGGCCAGCAGGAGGAGGUCGAUGUAGACUUAGAAUCUGCUGUUAACCUCGACUCUGCCCAGGUGAGAGAGCUGCAGUCCGUGUCGCUGUGCUGGGGCCCGAGUCCUGACAGAAGAGCUGGCCCUGAAGUAGCGUGUGUGCAGGAUGCAGGGCGGCAGGCUGCUGCCGAGGACGCACCUUUGAGUGCAAGGACGCUCACCCAGGACACACAUUUUCCAGUCCUAGACGGUGUUGAUGUGGACAUGGCUCAGGGAAUCACCCUGCCUGCCUUGGAGUCCUUCCCUUCCCUUGACAUGCACAUGGGUAAAGGAAAAUUCCAGACUGCUGGUUCCAGGAGAGCAAAAAGAGUCAGUCUGAGUCCUGGAUCUGUCACCGUAGAAGACAGAGGUGACCGUCUUAGCAAGAAGGAGACUUUUUCUGAAGAAUCUAGUAGUGAAGAAGGCAAAGAAGAAGGAGGAAAACCUCAAAUGCAUUCUGGAGGGGCGAUGCCUUUUCUGCCAUCAGGCAUCCAAUCCACAAAACCUGGAGCGCAGCCUAGGAAAUCAUCCCAGCCAGAUGUCUGUGCCUCUCAAGAAAAGACUCUCAGGACUGUGGCUCACCAAGCUGAGGAGGAAACAGAGGACGGUGGACUCUUUAUUCCAAUGGAACAAGACAGUGGAGAAAGUGAGAAAAGGAGAAAAAAGAAGAAAGGUACCAAGAGGAAACGAGAUGGAAAGGGUCAAGAAGAAGGGACCUUGGCUUAUGACCUGAAACUAGAUGACAUGCUUGACCGCACCUUGGAGGAUGGUGCCAAGCAGCAUAACCUAACGGCAGUCAAUGUUCGGAACAUCCUUCAUGAAGUAAUCACAAAUGAGCACGUGGUAGCUAUGAUGAAAGCAGCCAUCAGUGAGACAGAAGACAUGCCAAUGUUUGAGCCUAAGAUGACACGCUCUAAGCUGAAGGAAGUGGUGGAGAAAGGAGUGGUAAUUCCAACAUGGAAUAUUUCACCAAUUAAAAAGGCCAAUGAAAUUAAGCCGCCUCAGUUUGUGGAUAUCCACCUUGAAGAAGAUGACUCCUCAGAUGAAGAGUACCAGCCAGAUGAUGAAGAGGAAGAUGAGACUGCCGAAGAGAGCUUGCUGGAAAGUGAUGUUGAAAGCACUGCUUCAUCUCCACGAGGGGCAAAGAAAUCCAGAUUGAGGCAGUCUUCUGAGAUGACUGAGACAGACGAGGAGAGUGGCCUGUUACCAGAGGCUGAGAAAGUUACCACACCUGCCAUUAGGCACAUCAGUGCUGAGGUGGUACCCAUGGGGCCCCCGCCCCCUCCCAAGCCAAAACAGACUAGGGAUAGCACUUUCAUGGAGAAGCUGCACGCGGUAGAUGAAGAGCUGGCUUCCAGUCCAGUCUGCAUGGAUUCUUUCCAGCCCAUGGAUGACAGUCUCAUUGCAUUCCGCACCCGUUCUAAGAUGCCCCUGAAAGAUGUUCCCCUGGGCCAGCUGGAGGCGGAGCUCCGAGCUCCUGACAUUACUCCUGAUAUGUAUGACCCCAACACAGCAGACGAUGAGGACUGGAAGAUGUGGCUGGGGGGACUGAUGAAUGAUGAUGUGGGGAAUGAGGAUGAAGCAGAUGACGAUGAUGACCCAGAGUAUAAUUUCCUGGAAGAUCUUGACGAACCUGACACCGAGGAUUUCCGCACUGAUCGGGCAGUGAGAAUCACCAAAAAGGAAGUGGAAGAGCUGUUUGAAACUUUCCAAGAUGAGAUGGGAUUCUCCAACAUGGAAGAUGACGGCCCAGAGGAAGAGGAGCACGUGGCUGAGUCUCGGCCUAACUUUAACACCCCUCAAGCCUUACGGUUUGAGGAACCACUGGCCAACUUGCUAAAUGAACAACAUCGGACUGUGAAGGAGCUCCUCGAACAGCUGAAGAUGAAGAAAUCUUCAGCUAAGCCGCAGCAGGAGGUAGAGAGGGUCAAGCCUCGGGCUGAGAAAGUUCCUCAGACUCUGAUUCUGGACCCAGCACAGAGGAAGAGGCUGCAGCAGCAGAUGCAGCAGCAUGUUCAGCUCUUGACGCAAAUCCACCUUCUUGCCGCCUCCAACCUCAAUCUCAGUUCAGAGGCCAGUACCACCAAGAUAUUUCUUAAAGAGCUGGGAAUGUUUGCUCAGAGCUCCGUCGCCCUUCACCAUCAGUUCAACCCCAAGUUUCAAACCUUGUUCCAACCCUGUAAUUUGAUGGGAGCUAUGCAGCUCAUUGAAGACUUCAGUACACACGUCAGCGUUGACUGGAGUCCUCGCAAAACUGUGAAGAAGACUGCUUCUGAAUUUCCCUGUUUGCCAAAGCAAGUGGCUUGGAUCCUGGCCACCAGCAAGGUUUUCAUGUAUCCAGAGCUACUUCCGGUGUGUUCCCUGAAGGCAAAGAAUCCCAAGCAUAAGAUGACCUUCACCAAAGCUGAAGACAAUUUGUUAGCUUUAGGACUGAAGCAUUUUGAGGGGACUGAAUUUCCUAAGCCACUCAUCAGCAAGUAUCUCCUGACCUGCAAGACUGCCCACCAACUGACGGUGAGAAUCAAGAACCUCAACAUGAACCGAGCUCCUGACAACAUCAUUAAGUUUUAUAAGAAGACUAAGCAGCUGCCUGUCUUACUGAAGUGCUGUGAGGAGAUCCAGCCACAUCAGUGGAAGCCACCGGUGGAGAGGGAAGAACACCGCCUCCCCUUCUGGCUAAAGGCCAGUCUGCCAUCCAUCCAGGAUGAACUGCGCCGCCUGGCUGGUGGUGCGAGAGAGGCAGGCAACGGGACUGGAACCGCUGAGAUCGGCGCAGAACAAGGACUGGAGAAAAACGGAGCAGAGCUGGGAAGUGAAACUCAGUACCCACUGCUGUUGCCCAAAGGUGUAGUCCUGAACCUAAAGCCAGUUGCCAACCGGUUUUCCAGGAAGGCUUGGAGACAGAAGCGGUCAUCAGUGCUGAAGCCCCUCCUUAUCCGACCUAACCCCUCUCUCCAGCCUGGCUUCAACCCUGGGAAAACUCCAGCCCGGUCAACGCAGUCAGAAGCCCCUCCCAGCAAAAUCGUGCGGAUCCCUCACCUGAUCCAUCCGGCCACUGGCACACCAGCAGUUCCCGGUGUCUCUCCGCUGGGGAUCAGUGGGACUGAUAGUUUUGAAUCAUCGACAGCACUGCCUACUAUGUCCUUGGAGGCCAGGCCCAGCUUCCCUCUGUCUGAUAGCCAGACUGUGCUCUCCUCUGCCCCCGUGCCCAAGAUAAUGCUGCCUUCACUUGGUCCAUCCAAGUUCAGAAAGCCAUGUGUUAGACGGAGAUCCUCAAAGCGAAAGGGUUCCAAGUCUUCUCCCUGUCUGAAAACCGCCCCCUUAAUCUCCCCCCCACCAGUUAUCUUUACCGUUCCUGCCACCACCGUGAAGGUUGUGAGCCUGGGCAGUGGCUGUAACGUGAUCCAGCCUGUUAAUGCAGCUGUGGCCCAGAGCCCCCAGACCAUUCCCAUCACCACCCUCUUGGUUAACCCUACUUCCUUCCCCUGUCCACUGAACCAGCCCCUCGUGGCUUCCUCCAUCUCACCCUUAAUUGUUUCCAGCAACUCUGUGAAUCUUCCUGUACCACCCACCCCUGAAGAUGAGGCCCAUGUGAAUGUGGACAUUGCUUGUCCUUUGGUUGAAGGGCAGAGUGCCUUUCAAAGCCCAGUGCCCAAAUUGGAACCCCAGGAACUAUCUCCUGUGUGUGCAACUGUCUUCCCCAAAGAGGAGCGCAGCCCAGGGCCUCCAAUAGCAAACAGAGAAAGCCAGGAAGGACUGUCAGAGAACUGUGCCUAUUGGACUAUUGUGAAAACAGAGGAGGGGACGCAAACGCUGGAGCCUCUGCCUCCGCGCCUCCAGGAACAUCUGAACUCUGCCCCCGGGGGUCUGGAUGGAACGGUCAAGGUGGAACCUGAAGAUGCCGGGGAGGAAGUCUCCAGUGGACCCCCUGUGCAGGACGUUUGUGAUGGAGUCAAAGAAGAGCACUCCGUGGAAAUGGACAUUGUCUCUGCAGGGGAGGGGUCGAGCAGUGCCAGGGACGUGAAGAAACAGACAGUGAUACGGAAGGAGGGGGAGAAGGGCCCACCAGCUAAAGCCCCUUCAGCCUCUCAGGAGCCUGCUGAUGAAGGGAACUCUGGGGAAGUGAGCAGAUCGCCACAGAAGGCCUUGUCCUCCGUGGACCCUGAAAUGCUGCAUAGCAGCACCCCUGGGAAGCCCGAAGACUCCUCCACCGUCGAUGGGCAGUCAGCGGGGACCCCUGCUGGGCCAGAAGCUGGAGGACAGAAGGAUGGGCCUGAGGAAGAGGAAGAGGAGGACUUUGAUGACCUCACUCAGGAUGAGGAAGAGGAGAUAUCAUCGGCGUCUGAGGAAUCUGUGCUUUCGGUUCCUGAACUCCAGGAAACUAUGGAGAAGCUGACUUGGCUGGCAUCUGAAAGGCGCAUGAGUCAGGAGGGGGAGUCUGAGGAAGAGAACUCCCAGGAGGAGAACUCCGAGCCGGAAGAGGAGGAAGAGGAAGAAGCCGAGGGGAUGGAGAGCCUGCAGAAAGAGGACGAAAUGACUGAUGAGGCGGUUGGAGACGCUGCCGAGAAGCCCCCUUCCACCUCCGCCUCCCCCAAGACGGCUCCGGAAGUGGAGGCCAGCAGAGCCCCACCAGGCGAGAGCAUCAAAGCUGCUGCAAAGAGCCGGACCAGUCAUCGAUCUCGCAACAAGCGGGGAAGUCGUGCUCGAGCCAGCAAGGACACCUCCAAGCUGCUGUUGCUGUAUGAUGAGGACAUUCUGGAGCGGGAUCCACUCAGGGAGCAGAAGGACUUGGCCUUUGCCCAGGCCUAUCUGACCAGGGUUCGAGAAGCUCUGCAACAUUUCCCAGGCAAGUACGAGGACUUCCUUCAGGUCAUCUACGAAUUUGAGUCCAGCACUCAGAGGCAGACAGCUGUGGAUCUCUACAAAAACCUGCAGAUUCUGCUCCAAGACUGGCCUCAGCUGUUGAGGGACUUUGCUGCUUUCCUGUUACCCGAGCAAGCUCUGGCCUGUGGCUUAUUUGAGGAGCAGCAGGCCUUCGAGAAGAGCCGCAAGUUCCUUCGGCAGCUGGAGAUCUGCUUUGCGGAGAACCCCUCCCACCACCAGAAGAUCAUCAAGGUGCUCCAGGGCUGUGCGGACUGCCUGCCUCAGGAGAUCGCCGAGCUCAAGACGCAGAUGUGGCAGCUCCUCAAGGGCCACGACCACCUGCAGGACGAGUUCUCCGUCUUCUUUGACCACCUGCGCCCUGCCGCCAGCCGCAUGGGGGACUUUGAAGAGAUCAAUUGGACAGAAGAGAAGGAGUAUGAGUUUGAUGGCUUUGAAGAAGUGGCACUGCCUGACGUGGAAGAGGAAGACGAACCUUCCAAGAUACCCACAGCCUCAAAGGGCAAACGAAGAAAAGAGAUUGGGGUUCAGCAUCAUGAUAAGGACUCUGAGUGGCCAGAUGGGGCCAAGGAUUGUGCCUGUUCCUGCCACGAGGGAGGUCCUGAUUCCAAGCUGAAGAAGAACAAAAAGAAAACUUGUAGCCACUGUAGCAGCAAGGUCUGUGACAGCAAAUCCUGCAAGAACAAGGAACCCCAGGAGUUGGUGGGCAGCAGCCCUCAGCGAGAGGCCAGUCCAAUGCCUGGUGCUAAGGAAGCUGGGCGGGGCAAGGACGCAGCGGAGGAGGAUGCGCCAGAGGAGCGUGAGAGCACCGAGGCAACCCAGAGCCGCGCUGGCAGGCCUUCCAGAAAGGGAGAGGUGCUUGGGCCAGGAUUGGCAGCGGGGAGCGCUUUGGCAUCCCCUCAGGAAGUGACUGUCACAGACCGUCUCCUGCGGGAUGGCCCACCGCCUGGCUCCCCCGAGGCUCCUCAGCGCCCCCCCAGAGCUGGAGCCGGACCGGUCAUUGUUAGAAGCCAGGCUGGGCCCGAGGGUCUCUCCUGCCCCAGUGCAUCCCCCAGGCUCGAGAGAGAGCGGGAAGACCACAAGGCAGUGGAGGGCUCAGAGGCUUCCUUGCCGCUCUGGGAUGCACCCAGCACAGAGCAAUUGCCUGGGACUGUGGACCCUCCUGCUUCCUUUCCGAGUCCUGUCUCCUCGAGGACCAGAGACGUGAGGAGAAGACAGGUGUCCGGGAAGCCAGGUGCCCAGGAGAGCUGGCUGCCCUCAAGCGGAGCUGCGGCGCAGGCCACGGACACGCUGCCCCCUGGCCGGGAACCUUCGUCAGGAGCUGACGCCUCAGAGACUUCUCCCAAAGCCUCUCAGGGGGGUUUGGCUAAAGACAGUGGUGUACAGGGCAGGGGGCCGGAGGGGGAGCAUCCUCCCAAGGCUGCAGAAGCCACCGUGUGCGCCAACAACAGCAAGGUCAGCUCCACUGGUGAGAAGGUGGUCCUGUGGACAAGGGAGGCUGACCGCGUGAUUCUCACCGUGUGCCAGGAGCAGGGGGCACAGCCGCAGACCUUCAGCGUCAUCUCCCAGCAGCUGGGAAAUAAGACCCCUGCUGAGGUUUCCCACCGCUUCCGGGAACUCAUGCAGCUGUUCCACACUGCCUGUGAGGCCAGCUCGGAGGACGAGGACGACGCGACCAGCACCAGCAAUGCGGACCAGCUGUCUGACCACGGGGACCUGCUGUCUGAGGAUGAGCUGGAUGAGUGAGGCGCUGGCCUGCAUGGGUGUCCUGUGCGGGACCGGAUCCAGCAGGCCCCCCAGCUGGCCUGCCGGACGCAGUGCUUCAGUCAGCGUACAGGGCGGGAGCAGGAGCUGAGGGCGAAGGGCGGCUCCGCCAGCCCGUGCGUGCGGCAUUCGGGGCCUUCCAGGAAGACUUCGCACAGCUGCUUUAGAAGUAGCAGGGAGGGAGUGCGCGUGCGGCUCACUUCCUUUCUCUACUUUUUUUUUGGUCUCAAGUCACAUAUUUAUUGUUCUAAGUGUCAUGAAUGCAUACAGCGGGGAUCCAGUCCCGAGAUGCUCCACUGCCUGAAGGCACUGGGCUGCUGCAUCUGGCCUUUUUAUCGUAAACUAGCUCUCCCCACCCCGUCCUUGAAGUUUUAGUCCGUGAGGCCGUCACCCUCCUGGUAGCACUGGGCCAGGCUGUGCAGAUCCUGCAGCAGCUCCUGCACGUCAUCCAGCUCCACUCCUGCAUCCAUGAAGCUGGCCCAGCGCCGCAGGUCAAGCUUGGUGAGCUCUCUGGCCAGGCCUGCCAGGGUCCGGUGCAGGGACGAAGAGGAGCACAGGGCCCCAAACACUGGGAUGCUGUCCACUGCUGUGGGGGAGAGCAAGGAAGAGUUGUGCGUGAACUGGCUUCCUGCUCUGGGACGCUUGUGUGCUGCUGUGGGUGUCUGGGCCAUGGGCAGACCUGACGGAAGUAAACUCACUUGGGUGUGCUGUCCCCUUAGUGUGCCUGUCCUCGGCUCGGGGUGGGGGGUGUGUGUGUGGGGAACCUGGCAGGAGCCGGCGGGACAAUAAAGGAAUGUGUGGCCCAUGUA
Oryctolagus cuniculus (rabbit) is the source of this 8330-nucleotide messenger RNA. NCBI's taxonomy places the organism in Eukaryota, Metazoa, Chordata, Mammalia, Lagomorpha, Leporidae. The record is from RefSeq and is a predicted model, not a curated record.